AUGUCUCUCACGAACUGUCGGUUCUACGAGGACAAGUAUCCCGAGGUGGAUAGCUAUGUCAUGGUCAACGUCAAGCAGAUCGCUGAGAUGGGCGCAUACGUCAAGCUGCUUGAAUACGAUAACAUCGACGGCAUGAUCCUCCUCUCAGAACUUUCCCGCAGACGUAUUCGCUCUAUUCAAAAGCUCAUCCGCAUUGGGCGCAACGAGGUCGUUAUCGUCCUCCGUGUUGAUAAGGAGAAAGGUUAUAUCGAUUUGUCGAAGCGCCGUGUCUCGCCAGAGGAUGUGAUCAAGUGUGAGGAGCGAUACAACAAGAGCAAGGCUGUGCACUCUAUCAUGCGCCACGUCGCAGAGGCUACCCAGACCCCUCUUGAGACCCUAUACGAGACUAUCGGCUGGCCCUUGGACCGGAAAUAUGGCCACUCGCACGAUGCCUUCAAGAUCUCCAUCACAAACCCCUCUGUCUGGGAAGAUAUCUCAUUCCCCAGCGAACCCGUCAAGAAGGAGCUCCAGCAGUACAUCAGCAGCAAGCUCACCCCUCACCCCACCAAGGUCCGUGCCGAUAUUGAGGUUACCUGCUUUGGUUAUGACGGAAUCGAUGCCGUCAAGGAUGCCCUCCGUACCGCUGAGGCCGACAACACCCCCGAGAACCAGAUCAAGGUCAAGCUGGUCGCUCCUCCCCUCUACGUCCUGGCCAGUCAAUGUCUGGACAAGAAGUACGGCAUCCAGAUGCUGGAGGAGGCUAUCGUGAAGAUCGGAGAGCGUAUCAAGGCCAACGGCGGUAACUGCACCGUGAAGAUGGCACCCAAGGCCGUCACCGAGCACGACGAUGCGAUUCUCCAGGAGCUUAUGGAGAAGCGUGAGCGCGAGAACAUGCAGGUCAGCGGUGACGAGAACGACUCAGAGAGCGACGAGGGUGUCCCCGAAUAA
Messenger RNA from Penicillium canescens, 927 nucleotides. Its product is annotated as translation initiation factor eIF2 subunit alpha. The transcript is spliced from 4 exons. Gene Ontology annotation, molecular function: translation initiation factor activity; RNA binding; ribosome binding. Gene Ontology annotation, cellular component: eukaryotic translation initiation factor 2 complex; eukaryotic translation initiation factor 2B complex; eukaryotic 48S preinitiation complex. The record is from RefSeq and is a predicted model, not a curated record. Bases 1 to 927 code for a protein of 308 amino acids. NCBI's taxonomy places the organism in Eukaryota, Fungi, Ascomycota, Eurotiomycetes, Eurotiales, Aspergillaceae.